AUGUCUUGUUUUCUUGCUCAGUUGAGCAUCGGGGCCUCCCACUUCUCCUUCUACUCUGGUAAUUCUGGAUUUGGAGCUAAAUUUGACCAAGAUAAUGAUAGCAUAAGGAAACAUGGAGGCUUUGGUAUAAACAUAAAGGGCGGAAGUGAAGAAUCAUCUGAUGAAGACAAUGCAAGUGAAAAUAAGGCUAAAGUCGGCCAUGGACAUGGCAGCAAAGAGAGUCAUGGAAACUUGGAUAUUACCAUAAAGGGUGGAAAGUCAUCUGAGAAAGAUAACACAAAUGGAAAAAAGGGUACUUUUGGGCUUGGAGCUAAUAUUGGCCAUGGACAUGGCAGCAAAGAGAGUCAUGGAAACUUGGAUAUAACCAUAAAGGGUGGAAAGUCAUCUGAGGAAGAUAACACAAAUGGAAAGAAGGGUAAUUCUGGGUUUGGAGCUAAAAUUGGGCAAGAACAUGGUAAAAAAGGAAAACAUGGAGGCUUUGGUAUAAACAUAAAGGGUGGAAGCAAAGAAUCAUCUAAUGAAGGCAACACAAAUGGAAAUAAAGAAGACUAUGGAAAGUCAUCAUUUGAAGACAUAGACUUGGACAGUGGCAUUGUUCCAACUUAUAGUCCAGUAUUCACUAUAGAACCAUGGAUCAUCCCUCAAACCGCUCAAUUAUUGUAUCGCAAUGAUUACCCAGGGGUUACAGAAGGAGUUGAGACAGAAGAGCCAAUUGAACCUGUACAUCCUGUGGAACCAGAGAGUCCCACUGAACCUGAAGAGACCAUUGUACCUGUUGAACCAGAGAACCCCAUAGAACCUGUGGAGCCCACUGAACCUGAAGAGCCCACUGAACCUGAGACCAUUAUACCUGUUGAACCAGAGAACCCCAUAGAACCUGAGGAGCCCACUGAACCUGAAGAGCCCACUGAACCUGAGACCAUUGUACCUGUUGAACCAGAGAUCCCCAUAAAACCCGAGGAGCCCACUGAACCUGAAGAGCCAGUGGUACCAGUAAACCCCACCCCCAUCAUUGAACCUGAGGAAUCUGUUGAACCUGAGGAGCCUAAUGAACCUGAGGACACUACUGUACCUGUUGAACCAGAGAACCCCAUUGAACCUGAGGAGCCCACUGAACCCGAAGAGCCCACUGAGCCUGAGGAGACCAUUGUACCUGCUGAACCAGAGAACCCCAUAGAACCCGAGGAGCCCACUGAACCUGAAGAGCCAGUGGUACCAGUAAACCCCACCCCCAUCGUUGAACCUGAGGUACCUAUUGAACCUGAGGAGCCCAUUGAACCUGAGGAGCCUGUGGAACCAGUGAACCCUAUUACACCUGAAGUGCCCAUUGAACCUGAAGAGCCAGUGGGACCAGUGAUCCCCACUGAACCUGAAGAGCCUGAGGAACCAGAGAACCCUAUCCAACAUGAGGAGCCCACUGAACCUGAAGAGCCCACUGAACCUGAGACCAUUGUACCUGUUGAACCAGAGAACCCCAUAAAACCCGAGGAGCCCACUGAACCUGAAGAGCCAGUGGUACCAGUAAACCCCACCCCCAUCAUUGAACCUGAGGAAUCUGUUGAACCUGAGGAGCCUAAUGAACCUGAGGACACUACUGUACCUGUUGAACCAGAGAACCCAAUUGAACCUGAGGAGCCCACUGAACCCGAAGAGCCCACUGAGCCUGAGGAGACCAUUGUACCUGCUGAACCAGAGAACCCCAUAGAACCCGAGGAGCCCACUGAACCUGAAGAGCCAGUGGUACCAGUAAACCCCACCCCCAUCGUUGAACCUGAGGUACCUAUUGAACCUGAGGAGCCCAUUGAACCUGAGGAGCCUGUGGAACCAGUGAACCCUAUUACACCUGAAGUGCCCAUUGAACCUGAAGAGCCAGUGGGACCAGUGAACCCCACUGAACCUGAAGAGCCUGAGGAACCAGAGAACCCUAUCCAACCUGAGGAGCCCAAUGAGCCUGUGGAAUCAGUAAACCCCAUUACACCUGAAGAGCCCAUUGAACCUGAACAGCCAGUGAAACCGGAGAACCCCAAUGAACCUGAGGAGCCCAUUGAACCUGUAGAACCAGUGAACCCUAUUGAACCAGAAGAGCCCACUGAACCUGAAGAGCCUGUGGAACCAGUAAAUCCCAUUGAGCCAGAAGAGCCCACUGAACCUGAAGAGCCUGUGAUAGAUGAAAACCCUACCAAACCUGUGGAGCCCAAUGAGCCUGCGGAGCCUGUAGAAUUAGUAACCCCAGCUGAGCCUCUGGAACCAGUGAACCCCAUUGUACCUGAGGAGCCGACUAAACCUUUGGAAAGCUUUCCUGAGCCUAAUACUACACCAAGUCCACCAAAGGGGAAAUCUUGCACUUUCAACCAAGAAUCGUUGGCUGAUGGAGAAACCCAGUCAUUAGACUGCGCUGCCUGCACCUGCAAUGAUGGCUCACUAACAUGUGUGGACAGUCAGAGCUGCUCAGGAAUCUGCUCAGUGACCGGUUUCCAGAUGAUUCGCACUUUUGACGGGACGCUGUAUGAAAGCCCUGGAAGUUGCAGCUAUGUGUUGGCCAAGACCUCCGCAUUCACAAUCAGCUUAAACAAUAAGCUCUGUUCCGAGCUGGACAAUUCUGAUCCAGAUGCAGUUUGCAUUGAAUCUGUGGACAUCUACAUUCCAUCAAAACCCAGCAUUAAACUACAGUCAACUGGAAACAUUCUAUCAGCAGGAGAGACUGCGAUACUUCCGUAUUCUAUUCAAGACACUAUUACUGUCUUAAGAAGUUCCUCGACCUUCCUGGAUGUGGCCAGCACCCUGUUUAAUCUGCAGUACGAUACUGUAGGGAACCGUCUGUAUAUCAUCCUUGAUCCCAGCUACAAGGACCAAACUAGUGGCUUGUGCGGCACUUACAAUGACAAUCGGAACGAUGAUUACAGGAGCUCAAGUGACAUGACUGAAACCGUAUCUAGUUUGUUCAGCACAUCCUGGAGGACUCUGUCUCAAUGCUCAGAAAAUAAAAAAGGAUCAGAAGACACAGAAAGAAAAGCUCAGGCUGAAUUAGAAUGCGAUGCUGCCCUGGAGGGCUCCCUCUUUGAAGACUGCAUUAAUCUGAUUGACAUCCAAUCCUAUAAGAAAUCUUGUGCUAGCAGCUACUACUACGGUGCAACCUUUGGCUUUUGCUCAGCCCUAGCAGAUUAUGCCUAUCGUUGCGCUCAUCACGGAAUCGUCGUCCCGAUCAGCGCUUCUUUCUCAGAAUGCUCUCCGGUGUGUGACGGGGAUAUGAUUCCCACUACCGAGGAAGCGUUCUCCAAUGAAGACUGUGCAGAAUAUUCUUAUUCUUCUUUCCUGAAAAUUCAAUCCACAAUCCCAUUGAAUGAAGCUUGCAUCUGUCCUCCCGAUCUCUACUAUGAUGCUUCGCAGAACACCUGUGUUCCUGGAGAUUCAUGUCCUUGCUACAGAAAUAACCAAGUGUUCAAAUUAGGAGAGACUAUCACUCAGGCCAAUGGACAAACAUGCCCCUGUGAGAGGGUAUUGCAAUGUGGAGAAAUAGAGCCAACAGAGGAACCCAAAGUGGUUGUGCAAUGUUCUGAAGAUGAGAUAUACUCGGAUUGUUUGGUUGGAUAUGGAAAGACAUGUGAGCCAUCUUGCCAAAACUUGCAAGUACUAGACCAGAGUUGUGCUUUGGAUUGCCAGUCAGGAUGUGUCUGCAAAUUUGGUCUUUUAAGAUAUAAUAACACCUGCGUACAACUGAACGAAUGCCCUUGUGUGCACGGAGAUGAUGUUUAUAAACCAGGCGAGACACUGGCUCAGGACUGUAACACUUGCACUUGUGAAAAUGGCAAGUUCACGUGUACCAAUACCCAAUGCAACAGAGUGUGUAAUGUAUAUGCUGGGUCCCAGUUCUUCCAGUUUGAUGGUAUCUGGAAGACGUUUGCCACAAGAACGUGUCCAAUUGUUCUUAUUGAGUCUCGGGUAGGUGAACACCCCUGGUUCAGUGUCGUCAUGCAAAAUAACGCUAAUGAAGACUUUGGAGGAGCUCUGCAAACCAAGACCAUCAACAUCACUUUUGGAGGAGCAUAUGUGAUGCUGAAUGAAUAUGAACCCACAGUGACACACGAGCUGGGCUCUACCACCCAAGUGAAAAUCUACCGUUCUGGAUUCUACGUGGUAGCUCAUUUCCUGGACGGCCUUGCUGUCUACUAUGAUCAACACUUGGAUGUUAUCAUUCAACUGGAACCAUCACUACAGGGCAAGGUUGAAGGGAUGUGCGGUGAUGCCGACGGUACCACAAAUGCCGAGCUUACAAUUAGUAAUAUGGCCCAAUAUGCCGCUCAGUACCUGGUUGGUGAGUGCCCUGAUGACGACACAACUCCUUCGCCUCCUACUGAGAACCACAAGAAGUUUGUGGACUCACGAUGCAAUCUGCUCAGGAGCGAUGACUUUGCCGAAUGUCACACCGUGGUGAAUGUGGAACCUUAUUACACGGCUUGUGUGGAGGAGACUGAGGCUUGCAGAGACGGUGAGAGCUGUCUGUGCUUCUGCACCUCACUGGCCGCUUACGCCCGUGCCUGCUGCAGGAAGGGUGUCACUGUUGACUGGAGAAGCCCUGACAUUUGUCCAUCACCAUGUGAAUAUUACAACCGAGAAGCUGGAGAGGGUCCUUACCGCCUGGUGAUGAUGAAUGGCAAGACUUUGGUGGCUGAUUAUAACACUCGUGCUGUCUCUGUGGAAGAUGUUGGUCCUGGAACCCUGAAAGCUACUUUCAUGGUCACGCCAAGCCUUUAUGUGGACCCACUGAAUGGUAGGAAGCUGGUCUCCCUGGAAUCUGCUGAGCACCACAACUUCUUCAUUGUGCAGAAUGAUGAUGGAACUUUGAGCCUACAGAAGUGGCAGCCAAGCGCGAGCUUCCGUACACAAGCAACUUUCAUUAUGAGACCGAGCCGCUCAGUUAAAAGCUAUGACACAUUGGAAUCAUACUCAGCAAGAGGGAGCUAUCUUUCCGUCAGAAAUGAUGGGCUACUCAUGUCUCGGGUGAAGUCAGGAAACAUAUUGCAGUUGAGCUUCACGUUGACCGAGGAAAGCUUUGGCUUACCGUCAUUCUCUAUCUGUACCUGGAAAUACAGAGCUUGCGGCAGCCCAUGCAUACCAACAUGCCAAGAUCCUCUUGGUACCAAGUGCAUGCUAACACUCAAGGUUGAAGGCUGUUACCCCAUCUGUGCCCCAGGAAUGGUCUUUGAUGAAGUUACUCAUCGUUGUGUGCAAUUUGAAGACUCAAAUCCUACAACUGCAGUAAUUCCAACAGUCCCUCCAACAGCCCCACAGGAAUUACCGUGUCAGAAUGUGGUGUGCCAAGCACCACCGAUAUGUACCGUGAAAGGUGCUGCGCUUGUGAAAGUACCAUGGGCAGAAAAGUGCUGUACAGCCUACGAGUGCAGUUGUACUGUUACCUGCAGCCCUCUUCCAACCUGCAAGGACGGCAGCCCACCAGUAAGAAUCGGAGACCCAGACCUGGAAUGCUGCCCAGACUAUGAAUGCCAUGUUGCACCACCGACCACAGUCCCAUCAGUCUCGCCGACCCAGGAUGUAUGCAAGAAUGUCAUCUGUCCUAUAACAGUCUGUGCAGACUACGAGACAUUGGUGCAAGUCCCAACAGACAAUUCCUGCUGUAAUAAAAAAGAAUGCGUUCCCAACGUAACACCACCACCGCCUUUUGUGACAACGCCCCAGCCAUGUCAGUAUGUCACCUGCGUUGAAGUAGACUGCUUUCCUGGUGAAAAUCUCAUUGUCAACGUGAACCCAGAGGAUCCUUGCUGUGCCUUAAAGAAAUGCGAGCCUCCUGUAACAACAACACCUCCUCCUAUAUGGACUACCACACAAUAUGUAAAGUGCAAAAAUGUGGUUUGUCCAACGAUUACAUGUCACAAGACAGAUUCCGUGCUCGUUGAAGUUGAAGGAGAUGACCCUUGUUGUCCAACUUAUGAAUGUGGUAAGAAUGUGGACAAUGUGGCCCAAAAAAAUACUGUAAUGGACUUGAUCCGAUUACGUCCAUUGAUCCAGAAAACAACUGUUGUCCAGUAUACAAAUGCAAUAAUGAAGGUACUCAAACAAAGCCAACAACAAACGGAAUGUGGUCCGGCCUCUCGGCAUGCCAAUACGCCGCUGACUGUACCAGCCAAAAAGCCUCCUGUCCCCGAGACCACUACAAAGUCGCAUCCUAACCCAUGCAGCGAUGUGAUAUGUCAAGCUACUGAAUGUGACAAGAAGGGAGCUGUCGCCGUAGCCAUCCCAUGGGGGGACGAUUGCUGUCCAUUACACAUUUGCAAGUGUGUAGACAGCUGUGAUCCGAUUCCCGUAUGCGAGGAUGGCAGCCCACCGCUGAGAAUUGGAAAUCCUGAUACCAGCUGCUGCGUAGAAUAUGAAUGUAGAUCUCCCUCACCAACACCGCCUAUUCCGAAAUGUGAAGACAUCACUUGCAUUUAUCCAACAUGUUCUGCUGGUUACUCGGUGGUAAAAACUCUGGUUAGCGCUGACCCAUGCUGUGAUAACAUCAUCUGCGUGCCAGACGCAACCACUCCUCCUCCCACCUUACCUCCACCGUUCUGUGAUGCAUCUGAGUGCUUCAAACCAAUUUGUAAUUAUGGUGAAAAACUCUUAGUGAAACCAAACCCCUUUGACACGUGCUGUGCCCUGUAUGAAUGCAUAAAUGAACCCACCACAACCCUCAGCCCUGAGACAACAACACAGAGUGAAACCUGCGCCAAUGUUGAGUGUAGCAAGAAUCCUGUCUGCACCAAGGAUGGUUCCUCGCUAGUGUUUGACAGCUGGGAGAACAACUGCUGCCCUCUAAACAAAUGCCAGUGCCAGCCAUGCGACUCCAUUCCAUAUUGUGAUGGUCGCCCGUCGACGAUGUACUUUAAUGAAGACACACAAUGCUGCCCAACAUAUGAGUGCCUCCCACCCACUACGGUGCCCACAGUUCCUGUCCCUGACACCACUACAGUGUCUCCUCCUAACCCAUGCAGCAAUGUGAUAUGUCAAGCUACUGAAUGUGACAAGGAGGGAGCUGUCGCCGUAGACAUCCCAUGGACGGACAAUUGCUGUCCACAGCACGUAUGCAAGUGUGUAGACAGCUGUGAUCCGAUUCCCGUAUGCAAGGAUGGCAGCCCACCGCUGAGAAUUGGAGAUCCUGAUACCAGCUGCUGCGUAGAAUAUGAAUGUAGACCACCCUCACCAACACCGCCUACUCCGAUAUGUGAAGACGUCACUUGCAAUUAUCCAACAUGUUCUGCUGGUUACUCAGCGGUAAGAAUCCCGGGGAGCGCGGACGCAUGCUGUGAUACCGUCUACUGCGAGCCGGAUGCAACCACUCCUCCUCCCACCUUACCUCCACCGUUCUGUGAUGCAUCCGAGUGCUUCAAACCAAUUUGUAAUUAUGGUGAAAAACUGUUGGUGAAACCAAACCCCAUUGACACGUGCUGUGCCCAGUAUGAAUGCAUAAAUGAACCCACCACAACCGUCAGUCCUGUAACAACAACACAGAGUGAAACCUGCGCCAAUGUUGAGUGUAGCGAGAAUCCUGUCUGCACCAAGGACGGUUCCUCGCUAGUGUUUGACAGCUAUGAGAACGAAUGCUGCCGUCUAUACAAAUGCCGGUGCCAGCCAUGCGACCCCAUUCCAUAUUGUGAUGGUCGCCCGUCGAUGAUGUACUUUAAUGAAGACACACAAUGCUGCCCAACAUAUGAGUGCCUCCCACCCACUACGGUGCCCACAGUUCCUGUCCCUGACACCACUACAGUGUCUCCUCCUAACCCAUGCAGCAAUGUAAUAUGUCAAGCUACUGAAUGUGACAAGGAGGGAGCUGUCGCCGUAGACAUCCCAUGGACGGACAAUUGCUGUCCACAGCACGUUUGCCAGUGUGUAGACAGCUGUGAUCCGAUUCCCGUAUGCGAGGAUGGCAGCCCACCGCUGAGAAUUGGAGAUCCUGAUACCAGCUGCUGCGUGGAAUAUGAAUGUAGACCACCCUCACCAACACCGCCUACUCCGAUAUGUGAAGACGUCACUUGCAUUUAUCCAACAUGUUCUGCUGGUUACUCAGCGGUAAGAAUCCCGGGGAGUGCCGACGCAUGCUGUGAUACCGUCUACUGCGAGCCGGACGCAACCACUCCUCCUCCCACCUUACCUCCACCGCCCUGUGAUGCAUCCGAGUGCUUCAAACCAAUUUGUAAUUAUGGUGAAAAACUGUUAGUGAAACCAAACCCCAUUGACACGUGCUGUGCCCAGUAUGAAUGCAUAAAUGAACCCACCACAACCCUCAGCCCUGAAACAACAACACAGAGUGAAACCUGCGCCAAUGUUGAGUGUAGCGAAAAUCCUGUCUGCACCAAGGACGGUUCCUCGCUAGUGUUUGACAGCUGGGAGAACGACUGCUGCCCUCUAAACAAAUGCCGGUGCCAACCAUGCCGCCCCAUUCCAUAUUGUGAUGGUCGCCCGUCAAUUAUGUACUUUAAUGAAGACACACAAUGCUGCCCAACAUAUGAGUGCCUCCCACCCACUGAGGAACCCACAACAACAGCUAAACCCCCAACUGUCCCCACAACUGUCAUCAUCAGCACGUCUAAGGUCAACUGUGCAGGCGUAACCUGCUCACAGAAAGUCUGCAAAGCCAAUGAAAAACUGGUGACAAGCAUAAAUCCACUCAACCACUGCUGUCCCUUGCAGAGAUGCGAAUGCAAUUGCAAGACAAUACCGGCCUGCGGCCACAACGAGCGACUGAUCGCGGUGCAACAGAACAAGCAGUGCUGUCCAAAGCUUAAAUGUGAGAAGAAGAAAGAUCAGUGUAAUGCUGUGUCUACAGAAGUGAAACUGACGUCUGGAAAGUGCCAUGCCACGGUCAUAUUAUCAACGUGUCAUGGUUACUGUCAUUCCACGACAGGAUACAGCAGCCUGUGGACCCCAGUCUCCCACUGUCGCUGUUGCUCAGUAACCGCAGUCCAGAAUAAGACCUUCGAACUGCCGUGCCCAGAUGGCACAAAGGCCCGCUUGACAGUGCAGGAAGCAUCACGGUGUGGUUGCAAUAGAUGUAGUGAGGAAAAUGAAAGCAGUGGCGAUGGCAGUGGAAGUGGCAGUGGUAGUGGCAGUGGAAGUGAAGAAAUUGGUAGCGGGUAUUUGUUGUGGUCAAAUUUCGGUGACCACAACUAGAUGUAAUUGCACCAUUUACAGUAAACAAGCCUUUAGCAAAGUUGCUGCUUCACAAAAAUAGGGUUCCUCUAAACACUUUUUAUAGCAGAGACUGUAAUCAUCAACAUUGCUUGUUUCAUUUAUAUAACUGUCUCCACCUAGUGGUAGGAAGCAAUAUAGCAGAACACUGUAUAAAAAUGCAUCUAAAAAACCGAGAACUUGUGUAUUAUAAAACAACUCCUGUAAACAACAGUCACUGUGUCUAACAGGAAAUAUUUGAGCUUUUCAUAGAGCCUUUGUUAAAUAAGUUUCUGCAAUCACAAACCAGCUGCAAGUGUUUGAAAGUUUUGCUUUACUUUCUCAUAAUAUGGAUGUGUUCUGCAGAUAGAGUAUACUGACACUCCAAUUUAUACUGUACAGCACUGAUCUCACACUGCCCUUUGUUCAUAGUCUGUAGAACUUCAGAACUUUCUUAUACAGUAUGUGAAUACGCCAAUGCUUACAAUUCCAGGAAUAUUAAAGCCAAACUCAGGUGUACACGGACAUGUGUUCUUCAGGCCCUGAUACGUUUUUAGUGUACGUCUUGUCUAACAGUAAGCCAAUGAUUUAUCUGCUUGAUGAGGAUAAUGGAACUAAACAUAAAGAAGUACACCACAUUCAAAUAACCUGGAAAAUGAAGGAUUAUAUUUUUUUACCGGGCAUGAAGGAAUAUUGUAAAGACUAGUUAUAACUUAAGUAAUGUGUAAAUGUAAUAAUAGCAAAUUACUGAGCCAAAAUCUCUGGGUUCUAUCAUAACGCUCAGCUGUCGUCCAUUAGUGUUCUGUUGAAGUAAGAGAUUGAAACAAUUAGGAUUGUACCACCAUUAGGAACAGUUAUGGUCCAUGCAUACAUGUCACAUGCAGUGAAUUGUUUUGUUUUUUUAUUAGAAUUCUGGAAACUUUACUGUGAUUUAUAAAAUAAAAUACAUUUCUUAACCAACA
Pseudophryne corroboree (corroboree frog) is the source of this 10124-nucleotide messenger RNA. Its product is annotated as otogelin-like protein. The record is from RefSeq and is a predicted model, not a curated record. The coding region runs from base 1 to 9165 and encodes 3054 amino acids. Gene Ontology annotation, cellular component: extracellular matrix. The transcript is spliced from 85 exons. NCBI's taxonomy places the organism in Eukaryota, Metazoa, Chordata, Amphibia, Anura, Myobatrachidae. Gene Ontology annotation, molecular function: alpha-L-arabinofuranosidase activity. Gene Ontology annotation, biological process: blood coagulation; cell-substrate adhesion; L-arabinose metabolic process.